Penaeus monodon (black tiger shrimp) is the source of this 1807-nucleotide messenger RNA. RefSeq names its product phospholipase ABHD3-like. Gene Ontology annotation, biological process: medium-chain fatty acid biosynthetic process; medium-chain fatty acid catabolic process. Bases 127 to 1434 code for a protein of 435 amino acids. The record is from RefSeq and is a predicted model, not a curated record. Lineage: Eukaryota; Metazoa; Arthropoda; Malacostraca; Decapoda; Penaeidae. Gene Ontology annotation, molecular function: monoacylglycerol lipase activity; acetylesterase activity. The transcript has 9 exons.
CAAGAGCCAAGAGAGAGAGAAGAGAGAAGCGACAAGAGAGAAAAAAAAACUAAAGAAAACGAAAAGAGAAAAAGAAGAAAGAAGACCGAGAAGAGAGGAGAAAGAGGAAGGGAGAAGACACACCCGAUGGAGUGGCAGAGUCUGUAUAGCGACUGCCCGAGGGUGGUGCUUGGCCUCACCAUAGGCGCCGGCUUCUUGAUCUACUACCUGGUCGAGGCCGUGAAGCAAACUCACUCUCCACCCUUCCCCUCCCAACUCUCAAUCCACUCUCACCCUUAUGAGCAAAUCGUGCAGAAAUGCCGCCCCCUGGUGGCUUCCCGGGACAGCGCCUGGAGGGACUUCCUGGAGGAGAACCUGGUCAUCCUGCAGGAGAGGUACUGGCCGACUCCCUGGUGCCUGGAAUCCCGCCUUCAGACAGUCCUGGCGUCGAUCCUGCGCUACAGAUUGCUUCCUCGUGUCACCUACAGAAAAGAGGUGCUGCAGCUGAGAGACGGAGGCCAGGUUUGCCUCGACUGGCUGGACGGCGCGGGGGGGGCCAACUCACCCAUCAUCCUCAUCCUGCCGGGGCUGACGGGGUCCUCACAGAGCGACUACAUCAAGGGGCUCGUCCUGACGGGGAGCAAGACGGGUGCCCGCUGCGUCGUCCUCAACUACAGGGGCACGGCGGGUAUCGAGCUCAAGACCACCAGGACGUACUGCGCGGCCAACAGCGACGACCUGGAGGAGGCCCUGCAACACCUGAGGACGACCUACCCGAACGUCCCCCUCAUAGCAGCUGGAGUGUCCCUUGGGGCGUCAAUCAUAGGGAACUACCUAACGACUCGGGGAGAGCAGGCGGGUGAUUUUCUGGUGGCAGCGGUGGUAUUCUCAACACCCUGGAACAUGCAGUUAGGGGUGAAGAGCAUGGAGAGGCCACUCUGUAACCUGCUGUUAAAUAGGUACCUUGUGGCAUGCCUUUGUGGCUUAGUGAGCAGCAUGAGUUAUCAGCUAGCUGGCGAUCACAAAUGGAAUUAUGAUCAUGUCAUGAAGAGCAAGAGCUUCCGUGAGUUCGACUCCCGCUUCACCGCCAUGCAGUUCGGGUUCCGUGACGCCGAAGAUUAUUACAAGACCUCCUCGCUCCACGAGAAGCUCGACGACAUCCGUGUUCCUCUGCUUUGCCUGAACGCGGCUGAUGAUCCUUUCCAGCCUAUGGAAGGUGUCCCAGUCGAAGCAGCGAAGAGAUCGAGUCACGUGGCCCUAGUCGUGACGGCGAGAGGCGGUCAUAUUGGUUUCAUGGAGGGAUUCCUACCCACUUGUACCUACUACAGCGAUCGCCUUUUCCUCCAAGUGGUGAACGGCAUUUUCGCCAAUCUGGACAAGAUGGUUGCUAUUAAGAAGGAAGCUAACGAUUUCGCGAGGAGGAAAGCGCUCGAAUCGACUUCCAAAUCAUCUUAGGGGAUACGAGCGCUGUGUAUUUUUUUUAUUCUUUUUUUAAUUUUUUAUCUCCUUCAUAUUUUUUUCCCCUUCUUAUCAUGUCUCUCGCUGUCAUUUCGCUGGAAGAGAUGAUCACCCCGAUAGCAAGAGAGCUUCUUAUGGUAGGAAAGAUUAUACGGGUAGCAAAGGUUUGCGUGUUUAGAUAUGUCAUUCCCUUUUUGUUUAUAGAGAGGGCAUUCCUGUUAUCUCUGUAGUAUAAGUCAUCUUGCGAAGAUCUUUGUGUUUACGAAGUCAUUACGGAAGGAACGUAGGUCAUUACGAAGAUGACCUUAGUGAAGAGAAUCCCAGUAGUGAUAUUCAUCUCAACAAUUGACUUCUAUUUCGAAAAAAAAAA